Molecule: messenger RNA, 1446 nt
Organism: Misgurnus anguillicaudatus (oriental weatherfish)
Lineage: Eukaryota; Metazoa; Chordata; Actinopteri; Cypriniformes; Cobitidae
Source: RefSeq, a predicted model, not a curated record
ACGAUGUGACGGUAUCGCAAAGCAAACAAUCAUUUUAAUAAUUGUGGUGUAUCUUGUAUUUUUCUUUCUUCGUGUCGUUGUAAUUUGAGGAAGACAUAAUCGAACAAAGUGCUGUGAAGAAUGAAUGAAGAUAAAACUAUGUCUGAAUAUGCAAUUAUUACUCCAUCUAGAAAUGAAUGUGUAUACACCAGCUGUUACUGUGAGGAAAAUGUGUGGAAACUGUGUGAAUAUGUCAGGGAUCAAGGGACUUGCUCUUUGGAUGAUGUGUAUGCAGUAUUUAUAUCCAAUGAAAGAAAAAUGAUACCCAUCUGGAAACAAAAAUCCAGUCGAGGGGAUAAACCUGUAAUCUGGGAUUACCAUGUUAUUUUGCUACACAGAAGUAAACAGGGACCAAGCUAUAUAUACGAUCUAGACACCAUCCUCCCCUUUCCUUGUUUACUUGAUGUAUAUUCAAGGGAGGCCUUUCAAUCUGAUGAGCAUUUAAGACGUGAUUUCUGGAGUAUACAUUUUAGGAAGCUUCGUGUCAUACCAGCAGACAUCUACUUAAAGAAAUUUGCUUCUGAUCGGUCACAUAUGAAGACCAAUGAUGGCAACUGGCGUAUGCCACCUCCUUCAUAUCCUUGUAUAGAGGCAUCAGAUACUAAAAUGAAUCUUGACGACUUUAUCUGCAUGGAUGUCAGAGUGGGCUAUGGAGAGGUUUAUGGACUUUCAGACUUUGUUCAACACUUUGGAGUGAAAUAAUAUAGUUUUUGCUCUGUGAAUGAACCUAAGCCAUUGAAAAAUGUACAUCAUGGAGUCUUGUCUCAGGAAAUGCAGAGAGAAAUGUCAGUCAUAUAGAAAUAAAUCUGACACAACACUUGUUGAUAUUAUACACCCUUUAUAAAGAAGUCAAUUAUACAGAUGUACAAAUAAUAAAAAUGUGUAAUUUAAACAAACAACCAAACCGAAAUGACUGUGAGCAGUUGUAGUGCCAUGUAUUUAAGCAAUUGCUGCCAGGUAAUCCUUCACCUCAGCAGGUGAGAGUCUGCGAAAUCCUGCUUCAUUACAAAUUCCCACCUCUAUAUUGUCUUCUGUCAUCUGACCUUCAAAACUUUCCUGUGGGAAUAAAAAAAAUGUUUUAAUUGAGCAGCACACCUAAACUUAAUAACACUAAACUGUAGUUUUUUGUUAAUUGCCAAACUGUUGUAUGAGAAAUUAAGUGUCAUUAAUCAUGUAGCUCAAUUGGUAGAGCACAGUAUUAAAAAUGAAAAUUCUGUUAUCAUUUACUCACUCUCAUGUUGUUACAGAAAUGCAUGAAUGUAAAAUUGAACUGUCAGUAGAGAUGAACUCACUUUCAAAGUUAAGAUGGCAGUGUGUAUAGCAUCCUCAAGUUCAAGAUCUUCAUUAUAUCUGUAUUGAAGUAGUAAAGAGCAAAACUGUAAAACUUAUACCAAUCCCAAAUUUAUA